AUGUCCUCCAAAACAGUGCUCAUCACUGGUUCCAGUGCCGGCGGCAUAGGCCACGCCCUCGCGCUCGCUUUCCAAAAACACGGUGCCACCGUCUUCGCAACCGCGCGCUCCAUAUCCAAAAUGCAAGAUCUCGCAUCGCUCCCCAACGUUCAUCUCCUUGCUCUCGACGUCACGUCGCCAGCUUCCAUUGCCGCAGCAGCCAAAGAGGUGGAAGCAAAAACAGGUGGCAAGCUCGAUGUACUCAUCAACAAUGCCGGAGUACAGUACGUGAUGCCAGCACUGGAUGUCGAUAUCGAGAAGGCGAGAGAUGUGUUUGAGGCGAAUUACUGGGGUCCGUUGCGCAUGAUACAGGCGUUUAAGCAGAUGUUGGUGAAGGCUAAAGGAACGAUUGUCAAUGUUGGGAGUGCAGCUGGGAUUUUCUAUGUGCCGUUCCAGAGCCAAUACAAUGCGUCCAAAGCUGCUAUAAACCAGUAUUCUGAAACACUUCGGAUGGAACUUGCACCAUUGAACGUUAAGGUGGUCACGCUAGUGGCGGGAAACGUCUCAUCGAAUAUGGUCAACAAUGCGCCGCCACCUACACAGCUCCCUGAACACUCCUUCUACAAGCCUAUCGAGAAAGAGAUUGCAAAGGAGGAGGCGUUUACGAACAUGUCAACAUCAAAGUUCGCUGAAGAAGUCGCCAGCGAGGUACUCAAUGGUGCGAGCGGGAGAGUCUUUAAGGGUGCUAAUUCGGGUGUGGUCAAGUGGUUGAUUCCGUUCCUACCCCAAUGGAUAUUCGACAAAUUGGUCGUGGCCAAUGGUAGGGGCUUAGGUAAGAUGCCGAAGCUAUCAUAG
Messenger RNA from Didymosphaeria variabile, 834 nucleotides. Its product is annotated as NADPH-dependent 1-acyl dihydroxyacetone phosphate reductase. The coding region runs from base 1 to 834 and encodes 277 amino acids. The transcript is spliced from 2 exons. Lineage: Eukaryota; Fungi; Ascomycota; Dothideomycetes; Pleosporales; Didymosphaeriaceae. Gene Ontology annotation, molecular function: acylglycerone-phosphate reductase (NADP+) activity; triacylglycerol lipase activity. The record is from RefSeq and is a predicted model, not a curated record. Gene Ontology annotation, cellular component: lipid droplet; endoplasmic reticulum. Gene Ontology annotation, biological process: phosphatidic acid biosynthetic process; triglyceride catabolic process.